ACAACAACAAACACGCCAGAUAAAGAAAAAAAAACAAAUACACAGUCAGAGAUGUUUAAGAGUACUAAAGAAUGAAGCUAAUAUAACUAAUAGUAUAUUUUUGUUUAUAAAAAUAUAAAUACAAAAUGACAAUAUUGAAUAAAUACAUAGAAGGCUACAAUGCGAACGGUAUAUGCAUCGGUUGCUUGAAUUAUAACCGUAAGAUGUAUUAUUGUGAAGAAGUGAAACAAUGUUUCAAAGUUUUAGCGAAUAUUGAUAUACCAGACAAACUAGCUGUCCAAACAUGCUGGGAAUGCUUGGCCAAUAUUAAGAAUACAUUUAAAUUCAGAGAAAAAAUCCUUAAAUCGUGUAAUAUACUUCUUGCCUAUUCAGAAAAGCACAAAUUUCUCAACUCACCUAAUGAUCUAUUGAUUCACGCUAAGCAGAGGUUGACCUCACAUUUGUUGUCUGAUACGCAAUUCAGCACAGGACUGUUUACAGAUGAGGAUAUCGUCAAAAAUGAGCCCGUCUCAUACGAUAGCGAGAAAUGUAUGGAAGUCGAUGCUCCAUUCAUACCAGAUAAUUUGGAGUCAGAGGAUGAUAUUGUACUCGCAAAGAUGAUGGUAGAGAGAGUUGAUGAAAAGCUCACAGACCGCAGUUCUCCUAAUGAGACCAACCAACCUAUGAGAGAUCCAUUAUUUGAUGAACAAAUACCUGAUGGAGAUUCCUGUAUUGUUCGUCACAACAACGGACCGGAUAUGCAAUACGAUGACUUACAUAAGGUCCGAAGGGAAAGCUUGGGUGAUGAGGUUGAAGCUGAUAUGAACACGGAUGAAGAACUACUGGGCGGUGAUGAUGAUGAAUCCGAUACCAGUAUCAGCGGUGGUGACGACGAAGAGUCAUCGGACGACGAUGGUGAAAGCUCAGGGGCGGAACCGAACGGCGAGUGGUCGGUGCAGCGCCCUGAACGCCGACCACCGACAUUCAACAGCAAAGAGGAGGUACGGAUAGAAGACAAAGCUACCACACCAUUUGACUUUUUCGAAAUUCUAUUCAAUGAAAACAUUUUGAAUGAAAUUGUAACAAGUACAAAUGUGUGUGCGAAGCAAUUAUUACAACUGACCAGCGCGCCCCAGUCAAGAAUACGCAAAUGGGAGAACAUAACCAAACAGAAGCUUCUGGUAUUUCUGGGUAUCCUCUUCCACAUGGGUCAUAUAAAGCUGAACAGCCUCAGCGAUUAUUGGCGCAAAGAUUAUCUGUUCAAUCUGUUUCCGGCGAAAUUUAUGUCGAAGAAUGUGUUCUUAUUGAUAUUUAGAUGUCUACGGUUCGGAAAACAUAACUUGGAAAGCCUGGUCGCCUAUUUCAACGGGAAAAUGGCGGACAUUUACAAUCCCGGCGAGGAAUUGUGCAUUGAGGAUUCGGUUAUAUUAAGCAGGGAACGUAGCCGACAGUUUUUUAAAAGGAAACGACAGAAAUACGGCGCCAAGCUGUACACCCUGGUCACCUCAAGUGGCUUCUCGCUAAAGAUACAUUUGUACAAAGGGAAAGGAGACGUGGGCAGUAAGGGUCAUACCAAUAAAGUGGUGGCAAAAUUGCUCGAAAGCUAUUUAGAGACAGGGCGAAUCGUGUUUAUCGAUAGUUAUUACAGCAGUGUUCAACUCUCGGAGUUCUUGUUGAAUCACGGCUUGAAUACAACUGGGAUGCUGAGAGCGAAACGCAAAGGGAACCCAGCGAUGGUGGCGACCAAAUUGAAAAAAGGGGGGAGCGUGUUCAGCUACAACCGUAACGGUAUAUGCGUCUGCAAGUGGAAAGACCACCGUGAUGUAUUAACAAUAAGCACAGCACACUCCCCAGACCUCGUUCCAGUUACAAAUAGAAGGGGCCAAACUAUUCUAAAACCGGAAAUGAUCAGUAAGUACAAUAAAGUAAUGAACGGCAUCAACAGACAGGAUUUGCUGGCAUAUUACACGUGUGAACAAAUGAUUAUGCCGUGGCAUAAGAAAUUAGGGAUACACAUAUUACAAAUGUUGAUGUGGAACGCGUACUACUUGUACAAAAUUAAAUUGAAUAAAAAGAUCAGCUUCUAUAAAUUUAGAGAGGAAAUAAUCACAGAACUACUUCCACCCCCAAAACAAAGUGGACAUGGAAAUAUUAAGGCCACGGUGGAGAAUGAUAGGAUACAUUUACCAGUGCAUUGCCCGAGGAAUGAGAAACGGAAUACCAAAAGGAGACGGUGCAAACAUUGCUGGGAUACCUCGAAGAAGAGGAUAAAUACCCUGUGUUAUUGUCCCACUUGUGAAAACCAACCUGGACUCCACCUGGAGUGCUUUCGGGCCUAUCAUAAAUAUUAGCCCGUUCAUUUUAGGUGCAAACAGUGAACAAUAAUAAUAAUAUCCUGGGACAUUAUUCACACACGGCCAUCUGAUCCCAAACUAAGCAGAGCUCAUACUAUGGAAACCAGACAACUGAUAUACUACAUAUACUACUUUUCUUUUGUAAAUACGUAACUAUAUAGAUAAUUACACCCAGACUCAGGACAAACAGACAUGUUCAUGCACAAAAAUGUCUGUCCUGGGUGGGAAUCGAACCCACAACCUUCGGCAUGAAAGGCCAUCUACCAACCACGCCAACCGGCUCAACAAUUAAAUGUAAUCAUAAAAUAAACACAAUAAACAAAAUUAAAGUGUAUAUAAGUAGCUAAG
This is a messenger RNA of Nymphalis io (European peacock), 2681 nucleotides long. RefSeq lists its product as uncharacterized. Lineage: Eukaryota; Metazoa; Arthropoda; Insecta; Lepidoptera; Nymphalidae. The coding region runs from base 126 to 2330 and encodes 734 amino acids. The record is from RefSeq and is a predicted model, not a curated record. The transcript is spliced from 7 exons.